This is a messenger RNA of Penicillium maclennaniae, 1290 nucleotides long. RefSeq names its product wax synthase family protein. Gene Ontology annotation, biological process: lipid metabolic process. NCBI's taxonomy places the organism in Eukaryota, Fungi, Ascomycota, Eurotiomycetes, Eurotiales, Aspergillaceae. Bases 1 to 1290 code for a protein of 429 amino acids. The transcript is spliced from 3 exons. The record is from RefSeq and is a predicted model, not a curated record.
AUGGAUCUCUCUCCCACAUUGGCUUCAUGGGUUGUCACCAACCUCCAGCCACUUACGACCGUCCUCUUGCUCUGCACGACCAAAAAGGGUCACCCGCUCCGAUGGCUGAAUGUCCUCAUUCUUAUAGUCUUGGUCGUCAUACAUGGAAAGUAUAUACACCUGAUAAGUAUGAGUACGCCGGAUGAUGUGAUGCAGCGUAUCAGUCCUCUCCCAGUACUGUUACACACCAUCGUGCUACUCAAGGGGAUCGACUACCGGGAUCUGCAAGCACAGCACAAACCUAAGGACCAAGGGUCGCGGAUGGCGAACAUAUGGGCCGCUAUACGGGUGACUAUGGACUACUCUGCUGUUGGGACGCGCUGGCAAGUGCGCAAUGUGCCAAAGAUGCCUGCUUGGCUUGGUACUAGUCCCACACGCACUCGGUUUCUUAUGCGUCAGGUGGCAGUCGCAAGCUGGCAGUAUCUCGCUCUGGACUUCCUGCAGCGGAUGAUUCGUGAGGAUGAGUUCAUUUGGAAUGAAAUCAUUGCGGUGCUGCUUGAACCCACCACUACGGCGAAGCACUCUUGGCUUUUGGAAGCUACUAUCAACAUUGUGAUUUGGUUUCUUAUCGCUCGUUUAUCUCUGGACAUUAAAUGGCGCGCCACGUCGAUUGUGGCGGUUGGCUUGGGGAUCUCCGAACCUGCGAGCUGGCCCCCAAUGUUUGGGAGUAGUUUGGAGGCGUACACAAUCCGGAAUUUCUGGGGAAAAUACUGGCACCAACAGCUCCGUUGGCCGUUGACAGCGACCAGUGCGUUCCUCCUCCGCAGCAUCCUCCACAUGCCUCGGCCAUCCAUACUGGAACGAUACUCGAAUAUUUUCUUGUCAUUUUUGCUUUCGGGUUUCAUUCAUCUUGCAGCGCAAUAUAAAGGAUCCACCUUGGAAAAACCGGGCGCUGUUGAAUUUUUCACCUCAUUUGCGCUGGGUAUAAUUAUUGAAGAUGGAGUUCAAGAGCUCUGGUCACGACUUGUUUCUAGUCCCAGCAACGAAAAGGAUACCUCGAAGGAUACAAACACUGCCGUCUGGAAGAAAUUAGUCGGGUACGUCUGGGUUACUGGCUGGUUGACGGGCCUCGGUGCAUUCUAUUCAUACGAUAUGGCCUACAUUGCGCUUAUCGAGCCCAUGCCACUGGCGGUCAAUCUCUCGGCAUUGUUGACUAUGCCAAUCACCGCCCUUGUGCUCGGGGUAGGAUUGCUAUUUGGGGUUUGGCAGUUAAAUCAUGAGUGUAGGAUCCAAAUCAAGGCAAUUGUUUGA